Messenger RNA from Clavispora lusitaniae ATCC 42720, 1542 nucleotides. RefSeq names its product Hpc2p (gene HPC2). The record is from RefSeq and is a predicted model, not a curated record. Lineage: Eukaryota; Fungi; Ascomycota; Pichiomycetes; Serinales; Metschnikowiaceae.
AUGUCGCGAAACAACGUCCCAAUACUGUCCCUUUUGGAAGGGGCGCAGCGACCGGAUGACAAUCAUUCGGCCCAACAGCCUCAGAUUCUGCAAACUGUGGCUCAACAGUCUCAAACAGGAAGAGUUGAAAAUGCUCCUCGGCAAUCCUCCUCGAGUUCUCCUCCGCCAGCACCGAUGGCCAAUAAUAUACAAUCUCUUAUUUCCCAAUAUCAAACAUCAGUGAGUGUUCCUGCCCCACUGCCGACAAAAGACUUGAAAAUUGUCCAUGAACGGGAUCUGCCUAAUCCUGCUCCGCAAAUAGCCAGACCAAUACCCCCUUCGAGUCUUUUACAGAACUUCUUGAAAAAUUUUCAGACAAGCUUCAAUGUUACACCUGAAACCCCAAAUAAUGAGCCAGGAAGCUCCCCGAAACCCACUCAGAAAUCUGCUCUGAAAUCUGCCACGAAAUCUACUCCAAAAUCUGCAAGAUCUUCUCCCGCAGCACAAACGACAUCAAAGUUAGUACCUUUGAAACCCGCGAUUCAGAUCGAUUCUACACAUAGUAGAACAUCCAUCAAUUCCCUCAUCAAUUCUGAUGAAGUUGGCCAGGCGCAAACUAAAAAACGUCCUGUUGUCAAGGUAGAGGGACCAAGCAAGAAACAGAAAACUGAACCAAGCAAGAAAUCAAAUAAACAAGAUUCGAAAACCGAAACAAAGAAAGGAACGAAGGGCAAGAAGAAAACUCCUGACGUUGUCACUCCACAAGAAAAACCUUCUAUUCAUCCAACAAUGACAGCAGAUCGCUCAGAGAACGCCUCGUCUAAAAUUACAUUACCAGCAACAACAUUUAUAGAACCGAAAAGUACUCUGGCAGCUGCUGAAGAUACUCAUCAACCAGCCGGGCUGGAGCUAACUUUGCAGAGCCUGGGUGACGCCGAGAUAACUACAACAAAAAAUCAAACGACCGGCGUGGACACUACAAAAGAAAAAGAAAAAGUCAAAGAAAAAGAAAAAGAAAAAGAAAAGAAAGAUAAGGAUGAAAAUGAUAAGGACAAAGAGAAAGAGAAAGAGAAAGAAAAGGAGCCUGUACCAGAGCCUCCGGUGAUUGCGUUGAAUAUUCCGCUUCUAGAUCCUAAGAACCCACAACCAGGACAAGCGGAGGUAAUCAUCAAUGUUUUGAAGCUAGCAGAGGACAAAUAUGGAUGGAAUGUGAUACAUCCAAAUGCAAAGUCUGCAAUCGAUUUGAUGGACGAGAUCUUGGAUGACGAUGAUGAGGGCGAAGAUGAAGAGGAAGACGAUAUUUCCAUGGCUGAUGAUCGCGGGAAUCUGUUAACUUCGAAAAAGAAGGAAGAGCUUACUGAAGAACAACUCAUUAAACGGCAUGAGACAAAAAUGAACAGAAAGGUUGGCAAAUACGAUUAUGAGGACCCCUUCAUCGAUGAUGCAGAACUUCAAUGGGAAGAAGAGAUUACUACAACUAAAGAAGGCUUUUUUGUGUACUGGGGUCCGUUGGUUGAGGAAAGAUCUGCAACCAAAAAAGGAGCCAGUAAAAGUAAAAAGUAG